CAUGGGAGCAAACGAUAGGAUCCGCAACAUGCGUAUCUCCUCCUUUGUACAUAUGCAACCGGGAACGACAGCUGGUGUGGUUGCGUGAGAGCGUGUGAUGAAUAUGAAUGACCGGGGAGCACCACCGAGCCUGAGUCAACAGCUGAUACCGGACAUGCGCGUUGCACAUCGGGAACCGUAACCGAAGCGCUUAAAGCCUCGAGGGCGGUACAUUUACAAAGGCGAGGAGGACGGACAGGCUGAAAGCGUGGCGGAAUUCGGAAAAUAUCGACAAGUAGGGUAAUGACCGCUCGCGAGGCUAGAUGGUCUGUGGGCGUAGCAUGCUUCGCUGACGGUGUGGGAAAGAAAUCAAAGCGCUGCAAAGGCCGAUACCCUAGGACAACGAGCUCGCGACGUACAUGAACAUGCACUUCGUCGCAUUCAUAAUUUCAACAGUUCAGCCCAGCAAUGGAUUGAAGAACAGAAAGGGUAGAGGUGCUUACGGGAAUCGCGGCAAUCGUUGCCCAGGUGUCGACCAUACGGGGAGUUGCAGAAUUAACGGCAGACGUUAUGCGCGGGAAUUUGAGGGCUCGAGGGGAAGAGCAAGCAGCAGGAAGGGCAUAUGUGCCAGAGACUUGAGGACAGUGAAGACAAAGUGCAGCGAGUGUGCGAUCCAGUCGAUCAUCACAGCAUAUGAAGCAGGAUGUACGAAAGAAACUAGUCGAGUGCACCGCCUUUCUUAUCUACGCCCACAGCUUAGAGUCUUAUAGAAGGAGGGAGAGAAGGUGCUCCUCGGUCCAGAAACGACGGUGAUUUGACCGACACAUAAGUACUGAGACUUUCGGAAAUAGUCUCGAGCGGACUCAAAGAACCAAUACAAGGCCAACGAGACAUUUGAAAGAGCUUGCAACGCAAUCUGAAG
Molecule: messenger RNA, 901 nt
Organism: Laetiporus sulphureus 93-53
Lineage: Eukaryota; Fungi; Basidiomycota; Agaricomycetes; Polyporales; Laetiporaceae
Exons: 1
Coding region: 405-749 (114 amino acids)
Source: RefSeq, a predicted model, not a curated record